Numida meleagris (helmeted guineafowl) is the source of this 2596-nucleotide messenger RNA. It is a transcript of the gene AMDHD2, whose product is annotated as amidohydrolase domain containing 2. The transcript is spliced from 12 exons. Gene Ontology annotation, molecular function: N-acetylglucosamine-6-phosphate deacetylase activity. The record is from RefSeq and is a predicted model, not a curated record. Lineage: Eukaryota; Metazoa; Chordata; Aves; Galliformes; Numididae. Gene Ontology annotation, biological process: N-acetylglucosamine catabolic process. Bases 237 to 1682 code for a protein of 481 amino acids.
GCCCCGCCCCGCCCCCCGCUGCCUGCUGCCCUCCGCCGGCGGGGCUGGGGUUGGUUGAGCCGAGCUGGCGGUCUCGGGCUCUCGGCCUUUGGUCUGUGCGUGGGCCCGGAGCCGCGGGGAGGAGCUUAGGCUCGGCCCGGUCCGGUCCGGCCCGACCGCCAGCUCCGCGGUCCCGCCCCUCCGCAGGGCCCUGCCCUCAGGCUGCCCCGUUGCAGGUCGGCUCUCUCGGCUCGACGAUGCCCUCCAACAAAUCCGUGUCGGACGCUCCCAUCGCGCAGUUCACCAACUGCCGGCUCCUGCGGGGCAGCCGCCUGCAGCGGGAGGACCUGUGGGUGCGGGAGGGGAAGAUCCUGAACCCCGAGAAGCUCUUCUUCGACGAGAAGGGUUCUGCCGACGUCCGGCUGGACUGCAAGGGCUGCAUCCUCGCCCCGGGUUUCAUCGACGUGCAGAUCAACGGAGGCUUUGGGGUGGACUUCUCUCUGGCUACAGGUGACUUCGGAUCAGGGAUUGACCUGGUCAGUCAGAAGAUACUCUCCCAUGGAGUGACCUCCUUCUGUCCUACCCUGGUGACAUCCCCUCCAUCUGUGUACCAUCAGAUUCUUCCCCAGAUCAGUGUAAGAGAUGGUGGAGCUCAUGGAGCUGGUAUCCUGGGGGCUCACCUGGAAGGGCCAUUCAUCAGCAAAGAGAAGAGGGGGGCACACCCAGAGAACUACAUCCGCACCUUCGAGGAAAAUGCCUUCCAGGACUUGCUUGCUAUGUACGGAUCCCUGGACUGUGUCCGGAUUGUCACCCUGGCCCCAGAGAUAAAGAGGAGCAGUGAGGUGAUCCAGGAACUCACCAAGCGGGGCAUCUGUGUCUCACUCGGUCACUCCGUGGCUAAUCUCUCCCAGGCUGAGGAGGCUGUGCAGCACGGUGCUACCUUCAUCACUCACCUCUUCAAUGCCAUGUUGCCGUUCCACCAUCGUGACCCUGGGAUCGUCGGGCUGCUGACAAGUGAUAAGAUUCCUGCUGGACGGAGGGUCUUCUACGGCAUGAUCUGUGAUGGCAUCCACACCAACCCUGCUGCCCUGCGAAUCGCCCAUCGAGCCCACCCCAAAGGCAUGGUGCUGGUGACAGAUGCUAUCGCGGGCAUGGGGCUGCCACCAGGUCGGCAUACGCUGGGCCAGCAGAUGGUGGAGAUCGACGGGCUGAAUACCUACAUUGCAGGCACUAAGACCCUGAGCGGUGGUGUGGCGACCAUGGACACGUGUGUGCGACACUUCCGGGAAGCCACAGGGUGCUCAGUAGAGACUGCACUGGAGGCAGCGUCUCUGCAUCCCGCCCAGCUCUUGGGGAUUGAAGACAAAAAGGGGACCCUGGAUUAUGAUUCUGAUGCAGAUUUCCUGAUGCUGGAUGAUAGCCUGCACGUGCAAGCCACAUACAUCGCGGGCGAGGAAGUCUGGAGACGGGAUGCAUUAGGAGCCUCAUACCAAAGAGUUGUGUUUUCCAGCGCAACCACUGCUUCCAGUUACAGCCAUGCCUGCAAUGACUUUUGUUGGUGCUCAGUUGGUGGAGUGGGGAGAGCAGGCAGAUCUGUGCUGGGAGGGUUUGUCGAUCUCUGGAGAGACCUGAAGGACUGCACAGCUGUCUUGUUUGGAGUCCCCAGACAGAGGUGCUCACAUGUCCAUCUCCCAGCGGUGUGAAGCUGCCCCAGCCUUUGCACUGUGUUAUACAGCACACACAACCUGCCUGUGCCCAAGGCAGACUCAAGCCACGUCCAUCCCUCUCCAUGCUGUUUGUCUUGCUCCUGGGCAGCUCUGGCUGGCAGGAUGUCAGCGGCCACUGGUUCGGCUCGCAGCUCUUCACAUUGCAAAGUUCCUGUUGUGUCGGUGGAAGCUGAGGACCACGUUCUGACCCACCAGUCCUCCCUCUUGUGUUCUCUGGAGCGAGGCUGGUGCAGCUCACUGACUUGGUGCCGUUACAGGGCUGUGAAUCGGUGUGGGCUGAAUCCUCAGGGCAGAGAUCAAAUCCAGGAAAACGAGGCAUUGCUGUCCUUUGUGCCUUUUUCUCUGCAUGGGCGUGGAGCCCACAGCAUGUGAUUUUGUCUGCAGACACGGACGCCGUCAUGCCACCUGGAAGGCAAAGUUCCUCUCAGCUCUGCGUGCUGCCUGGCUGGGUUCUGCAGCCUCAGAACAGAGCCCCUGCCUCCUCCAGCCGUGGCUGCAGCCCUCAGGCUGCAGAGAGGAUGUUUGCUUUAGGAGUGCAUCCAGAUGGGCAGCUCAGGGCCCGUGGCUUAUAAGGGAGAACAGCAGACAGGUUCUGGCCUUUCAAUAGCUCAUUACUCCUGUGCUCAUUAUUGUUUUAUUCAGUAUUUGGCUGUCAGCUCUUUCCCUGACGUUUGGGCAUUCUGGGCCAGGACUGACGUGGUUCCAGAGCUUCCCGCAGCCAGCGGGGCCUCGUGUUGCGUCCCGCCUGCUGCCAAGCCCCCAGCGCCGCAUGCAUCACGUUUGCAGCCCCUGGGCUGGGGCAAUGCAGGAGCGGCACCGCACCUCUCGGCUGCCGGGUUCGGGGGGGAGAAAAAAAAGGAACAUGAAUAAAAAUUGUCAUAAAAAGAAAA